This is a messenger RNA of Neurospora tetraspora, 2286 nucleotides long. Its product is annotated as QDE-2-interacting protein. Gene Ontology annotation, cellular component: nucleus. Gene Ontology annotation, molecular function: nucleic acid binding. The coding region runs from base 381 to 2177 and encodes 598 amino acids. NCBI's taxonomy places the organism in Eukaryota, Fungi, Ascomycota, Sordariomycetes, Sordariales, Sordariaceae. The record is from RefSeq and is a predicted model, not a curated record. The transcript is spliced from 5 exons.
UACCUAGCGUAUUCUUUCUCCGAGAACUGCUUCCGCGCAAGUCCUCCGUCCAGCAACGACGACAACCCAACGAUCGCGCGCGCAAGCCCCCUCGGAUCAACCGUCGCUCUCUUAAUCCUUUCGUUCUCAGUUCUACUCCUCGAUACGUAAGUUGGAUAUCGUGGCAAAAACCCCGAGCCUGGAGUCCUCUAUCUACCAAAAAAAUCUUCUCUUUCCAGAUCAGCCUCCCCUCAUACUGCUGGUCCUAUCGCGUCACCCAAGAGACAUCACCAAAUCCAAUAUCAGAAUCGCCGGCGUCGACACAAAAGCUUUGCACUUCAGUUCAUGGUCAACGCUAACUGAUCUCUUAGUCACUUCUAACCGGAUUAUCGCUCGCCACCAUGGAGGACGAGCAGUUUAUGCAACAGCUGCGGAACCUGACCUGCCAAACUGUGGACUGGAGCGGUUUCGAUCCUUCAAAGUGGCGCGACGAAGACAUCAAUGACUGGGACAUUAGUGAUGACGCCCAGGGUGAUAAAGACGACGAUUAUGCAUCCGACGCUUCUGUCCUGAGCGCCCGCCACUUGGAUCCUUCUAAGACCAAACCUACUACUCGCCCUAACUAUGCUGGCCGUACCUCCCUGCGCGUUGAGGACGUGACCGACGAGAAGGAAGAGUACCGCGAUGCUUCGGACUUGGAGAACAUCAGAUGGCCGGAGGUCAGCGUGAAGCAGGGCGAGAUCGAUCCCAUCACAGAACUCUUCACCCCCUGGAGAAUGGUUCAGGAGUAUCCCAACCUGUUUGUUGGCAAGCGCAAUGGCCAGAGGGCUCGGCCUCUUUUUACGCUGGAGAGCCUACACGAGAAUCGCAUUUGGGAUCUGUUCUAUCUCUAUCGACCGGCUAACGAGGGGAACAAGAAACCCUUGAUCUUUGUCCCAACCUACCAGAUGCAACACCUGCUCGACGUCAUAAACAGAAAACUCGACGUGGAGUUCACGUUUCCUCGCGGACAUCAAGACUUGUUCGCCAUGCCGUUUGGGCAGAGUAAUACAGCGAAACCGCGCUUCCUUGGCCGUUCCAGAUCUGCCGAGGAAUGGGAGCAGCUUACAAACAACGUCCCGGCGCGUAAGCCCGGCGACAUGUCGGAAAAGGCUCCUUUCCUCGCCAAACAGGAGCUGACCCGCCGCUUGAAUAGCAUCUUUGGAAUCCAAGAAAAGGGCAAGAAGACCAAGAACAACCAGCAGAAGCGACGCAAUCUUCAUCUUACCUGGGGAAGAAAUGUCAAGAGGGUUCAGCGGUAUCUUGGUCUUCGCCGCAGGGUACUAUCCAAUCCGGAAGGGCCAUUCACCCCACUGGAUCUCACCCAGCCUACUGGCAUCGAGCCGGAGAAGUCUGUCGUGUUUGUGGCGAUUGACCUUGAGGCUUAUGAACUGGACCAGAGCAUCAUCACCGAGGUUGGCCUGGCGAUUCUUGAUACCGCGAAAAUGUCGAAUGUUGCUCCUGGAGAAGGCAGCAAGAACUGGUUUGACCUCAUCGAAGCACGACAUAUUCGCGUCAAGGAGUUUUCAUGGGCCCAAAACUCCAGGCAUGUCCAAGGCCGCGCCGAAUACUUCGAUUUCGGCGAGAGCGAGUUCAUCGAGGUUGCGAAGAUCGCCAGCGUUCUAAAGGAGACCAUCGAAAUCGAGUCCUCCGCGGGCGGUGAAGGAGCGAAGCGCCCCGUGGUCCUCGUGUUCCACGACCAGUCUCAAGAUCUCAAGUACCUCCGCAUGCUUGGAUAUGAUGUGGCCAGCGCGGACAACAUCCUGGAGGUGGUCGACACCCGAGAGAUGUACCAGUAUCUCAGCCGUUCCAACAACGCCUCCAAGCUCUCGAACGUCUGCGGUCACCUCGACAUCCCGUGGAAGAACAUGCACAAUGCCGGCAACGACGCGGUCUUUACGCUUCAGGCCAUGAUCGGCCUAGCUAUUGACAUGCGGCAGAAGAGCUUGAGGAGGGCUGCUGCGAAGGCUGUAAAGGCGAAUACGGGCAAUGACGGUUAUGUCACUUACUCCGAAUUCACCGCAACGAAGGAGGACGUCGAUGAGGGUUGGGUCAGCAACGGGGAGCAGUCGGAUGGUGGCGAGCCAAACUCGGUGAUCGAGGCAAGCCCCCCGCCUAAUUCCGCCGAUUGGACACCGGAUGAAAAUUGGGAGUUGUAAUGGUGAUGAUACCAUUGUAUUUCCACCAUCACUGGCCAGCGUGGCCGAUAUACUUGGAGGAACUAGCUGGUACCAAAGAGUGGAAGCAAGGCAAAGGGAAGGAAAGGAG